UUGAACACCACAAACAAAACUGGAAGUGGGUCUUCUCUAUCAUUAAACUAUGCGCUGUGGAAACAACGUAUGAGUACGAGUAUGAGAUGGUUAUUCUGUGAUAGUUAAAAUCAUCUCCUUUUAAAAAAAAAAAGGCUGUGAAGAGGCGAAUAAUCUUCCCCGAGAAAAAGGAACAAAGUUCAGCGGUGCGAUGUCUUCCGGUUGCCCCCCCCAGUCUCCCGCUGUGGCGAAGUCUGAGGUAGCAGUGGAAGGAGAAUGCCCGCUGCUGGCUGCCACCUUCGCUUACUGGGACAACAUACUCGGCCCGCGAGUGCGUCACAUCUGGGUGCCCAAGGGCGACCAGUCGAUGUUCCUCAGUGAUGGAGAAGUCACCUUCUUGGCAAACCACACCCUGAACGGGGAGAUUCUGCGCAGUGCCGAGUGCGGCGCCGUGGACGUGAAGUUCUUCGUCCUGGCCGAAAAAGGCGUCAUCAUUGUAUCUCUGAUCUUUGACGGCGAGCUGAAGGGAGACAAGAACACAUGUGCCUUGUCAAUUAUACUACCUCAGACAGAGCUGGCCUUCUACUUGCCCCUGCACACCAUCUGCGUGGAGAGGCUGAAGCACAUUAUCCGCAAGGGACGCAUUUGGAUGCAGAAGGGAAACAAUAUCAUCUCAAUACUGAGCGUGGAGAUCGUCCUCAUCAUGAAGCUGCUGGCCUCGAUGAAGACUCACAGCGUGCCUGAAGAUGUAGAUAUAAAAGACACGGUGCUAAAUGACGACGACAUCGGGGACAGCUGCCACGGGGACUUCCUCCACACGGCGAUCAGCUCUCAUCUGCAGACGUGCGGCUGUUCAGUAGUGAUCGGAAGCAACCCAGAGAAAGUAAAUAAGAUUGUGCGAACUCUGUGCCUCUUCCUGACUCCAGCUGAGAGGAAGUGCUCCCGCCUGUGCAGGGCCGACUCCUCCUUCAAAUACGACACCGGCCUGUUCGUCCAGGGUCUGCUCAAGGACUCCAUGGGCAGCUUCGCCCUGCCGUUCCGCCAAGUGCUCUACUCCCCCUACCCCACCACACACAUCGACGUGGACAUCAACACGGUCCAGCAGAUGCCGCCCUGCCACGAGCACACGUUCAACCAGCGGCGCUACAUGCGGUCGGAGCUGAACGCGCUGUGGAAAACGGACAGCGAGGAGGACAUCCCGCCGGAGACGGUCAUUCACACAGACGAGACAACACUGGACCUGAAUUUAUUUCAAGAUGUCCCACAUAAAGACACUCUGGUGAAGUCAUUUAUUGAUGAGGUGUUCAUGCUGAAGCCGGGCCUGUCCCUGCGGAGCACCUAUCUGGCCCAGUUCCUGCUGCUGCUCCACAGGAAGGCCCUCACGCUGCUCAAGUACAUCGAGGACGAAACGCAAAAAGGGAAGAAGCCGUUCAAAUCGCUGCGCAGCUUGAAGACGGACCUGGAUCUGAGGGACGAGGGGGACCUGAACAUCGUCAUGGCCUUCGCCGAGAAGCUGAGGGCGGGGCUCCACUCCUUCGUGUUCGGGAAGCCGUUCUACACCAGCAUGCAGGAGCGGGACGCGCUCAUGAGUUUCUGAACGGCCGCACGCUCCGUACUGUUGUUUUUAAUAUAAAGGUCUGGCUGCCAACGCAAGUGUUUCUCUACCCUUUGCUGAAAUUGACAGAACUGUUUGUCUUCCUGGUGCGUCUUGACGUGAAGUGUGAUUUCAAAGCAUGGGUUUCACUGCUGUUAUGAGCCAUUCGAGUUCAGCAUUUGAUAUAUCAUCUCGGUCAUCUGUAAGCCUCGUGUGAGUAUAAUGUUUUUCGAAGACUGAUUCUCGGCUGGAUAAAUUAUUCAUGUAUUCUUUGCCUUCUGUUAAUAGAGGAUCUGUAUUAAUUCAUGGUGUUAAAAUUGGCUGAGGUCCCCACCAGGACAUCCGUGAUAUAAUUUAAAAAGGUAUUUAUUAAUCCCCGACUUGUUGGUGUCUGUGCUGCCAGAUUCAUACAACCACCUCGGCUGGACCUCUGCACCUUUUGAACUUUGAAUUUCAGUUCAGUUAAUGAAGGCGUUUGCCGAAUGUGGCCAAAAGGUUGUGAGUAAUCAUUGAGGAGACAAAACCACUGUAAAUGAAAUUUCCUGACGGAGCAGAUCCGUGUGCGGCGCUGACAGAGUGCCAUCAUUAAAUCCAUUUACCCAGUUGUGUGUAAAAUGGAUUUUGUUCCUCCUCCCUCAGCAACAGCCAAGUUAUUUGCAGGAAGGAUUACCCGGCUUUACAGCAAACAUAAAUUUGCAGCAGUCUUAAAGCCAACCAAUCUUAUUUAUGUGUCAUUGUAAUAUGGUGACAUUUGUGUUAUAUUUACGGUCUUGAAUGCUUUUUUUUUGCACUUUGAGAUACGCCCAUGCUGAUUACAGAUAUUCUCUGCUGCAUUUUCACUACAUGGAUCAUCUGUUUUUUUUGGGGUUUUUUUUUUUUCUUGAUUGUACCUCAGCUUGUGCAGACAACUCAGUGAAUAAUAAAUGACAAAUCUCUCA
Molecule: messenger RNA, 2511 nt
Organism: Salarias fasciatus (jewelled blenny)
Lineage: Eukaryota; Metazoa; Chordata; Actinopteri; Blenniiformes; Blenniidae
Gene: c9orf72
Product: C9orf72-SMCR8 complex subunit
Exons: 10
Coding region: 191-1576 (461 amino acids)
Biological process (GO): autophagy; endocytosis
Cellular component (GO): autophagosome; endosome
Molecular function (GO): guanyl-nucleotide exchange factor activity
Source: RefSeq, a predicted model, not a curated record